AUGUACAAGUCCGAAAUAGAAACAUCUUCGAAUGAAUCUGCCACAAAUGCUUCUUCCUCGCAACAUCCUGAAAUAGAAACAAGUUAUAUGUCAAACGUCACAUCAAGGUUGGUAAAGAAGAAGAAGACGAGCACAAAGGCAUUAGUGAAGCGUCUACUAGGCGUUGUGGCUGACUUAACUUCUAAAGUAGAUCGUGUAUUACAGAAAAAAGAUGAACCAGACAGAGGGUUUCGAGAGGAGGAGGAGGAGGAGGAGGAGAUGAUAAAUGAAGAGGAGGAAGAAAAAUAUUACCAUGAUACACAUUUGCACUAUGAUGAUAUAGGUACUCAUGGUUUGGAGGGGGAAUUUGGACCUACACCUACGAAUGUUGAGCCGUCAUCGGACGUGGGUGAACAUCACACAAAAGAAAUGACUCCUAUUGUUAGGCCGCAACGAAAUAGGGGUGUUCCAUGGUAUCAGCGGACUCCAAAAUCACCAAAGCAAAGAAAAAAAGUAGUGGAGAGUCCUGAAAAAGCAAAUGAAGACAUUGUGGAUAAAGAGAGUAAUGAUGUUUCAAAUCAUCUCCUGCUCGACAGUCUUGAAGCUGCCAGUACGUUGAGGUUUUGGAGAGAAUGGAAUACGAUCUCUUCCAACCUAAACACUAAACAUAGGCUGCAUAUGCUCACACUGGAUGUGGAGUUUUGGUCGAGGUUACUUGCAGUUACUGACGCUGGGUGGUUAAUUUCUUCGCAUAUUGCGAUAUGGAGUGCCUUGCUCAUGGAAAGACGGAGUAUAGCAAAUGGUGUUGGAGGUCAUCCUAAAUGGAAGGAUGUGGAUAUGGUUCUAUUCCCCAUAAACGUUCCUCAUACCCAUUGGUUUUUGGCAGUGCUACAUUUAGAUAUUUGGAAAGUACACAUUUAUGAUUCAGCACGAUCUAUGAAUUUCUUCACAAAGUACUUGACUAGUGGAGAAUUCAAAAGUUGUGGGGAUAGUAUUAUCUCAGAGCUAGAUGUCAUUGACUACUGGAACGAUUUCCCCGAUGGACACAAAGACAACGCAGUUGUGGAGUUUAUUGAUAUUGUAGACGCGCCGCAACAGGAAUAUAUUCUUAAUAGAGGGGAUUAUGGAGUAUUCGUAAGCAUGUAUAUGGAAAUGAUUGCUUAGGGGGUACCGGUGAAGAGUGAUAAGCCAUGUAGAGAUGCGGGAUUUCUCUACAGAAAUAGGAUGACAAAUAUUAUUUGGGAUACUAAAUAACUUGAUGUUUGGAAGUUUGUAUACAUUAUUAUGAAAUACUUGUUUUUAUU
Messenger RNA from Lactuca virosa, 1283 nucleotides. The record is from the annotation of a GenBank genome assembly. Lineage: Eukaryota; Viridiplantae; Streptophyta; Magnoliopsida; Asterales; Asteraceae.